UGGGCCGCAUGCGCCGAACGUGCGUCAGUAGUAUAAGUGGGCACUUGAGUGACUUGAGGCGACUUGACCACUUGGGCAGUGAGUUCGCUGUGGCAGUGAGUUGUUGCGAGCUAGUGUGGUAGCAGCUGAUCGGUGAAGGAUUGAAUUUUUCUGCGUUCUCACAUAAUCUAAAUUUUUCUCAUUUCGGGUCUCCCUGUAUCUCCCUACAUAAGAUUUUCCUAAUUCGCAGCAAGACGACUUUCGGUCUCAACUUGUGUUUUCCGCUUUCAGCUGAUUUAACAAUACGCCUGACGUAGUAGUACCAACACUUGUCGUAUCAUUAACGCCGAAAAAGAGCUUCUGACAAUAAUGCCGUGUCCAUUUUUGACCCGUUUGUCUGCAAACUACAUCCGCAAUUAUGGAUCAUCGCUGAUAAUGAAUUACCGGCAACAUUGCCCAGUAAUGUCAAGAUUGUUCGAUACAAUGGCAAAAUCGGAGGAAUCUCAGCCGAUUCCCGAGUCUAUACAAAAUCAAUGUCCCUUUUUAUCCAGAGAACGGGACGCUAUUAAGAAAGCCAGUUUAGCAAUGGAGGAAGAUGUUAUCAAUCUAGGUAGCAAAAAGACAACGGAGCAAAAAGAGGAGGCGCAGUUCCCUUAUGAGGAAUUUUUCCAUGAGCAACUUAUGCGAAAGAAGAAGGAUCAUUCGUAUCGAGUAUUCAAGAAAGUCAAUCGUCUGGCUGAAAACUUUCCAGUGGCUAUGGAAUACUCGUGGGGCGAGAAACCCAUAACGGUAUGGUGCUCCAACGAUUACCUAGGAAUGUCGCGUCAUCCCGCAGUGAUAAGCGCAGUUCGUGAAGCGUUGAACAAGUUCGGUGCUGGUGCCGGAGGCACGAGAAAUAUCUCGGGCAACUCCAUGGGUCAUGAACUGUUGGAGAAACGACUGGCGCUGCUGCAUCAGAAGGAUGCCGGUUUGCUUUUCACUUCCUGCUUCGUUGCCAACGACUCUACCUUAUUCACGUUAGCGACAAUUCUACCAGAUUGUCAUGUUUUCUCCGAUGCCGGGAAUCAUGCCUCUAUGAUACAGGGCAUAAGAAACAGCGGCGUGCCGAAGCAUAUAUUCCGGCACAAUGACGUGCAACAUCUGGAGGAGCUUUUAUCUAAGGUGGACAAAAGCGUGCCAAAGAUUGUAGCAUUUGAGACGGUACAUUCCAUGACCGGCGAUAUCUGUCCGUUAGAAGAGUUAUGCGACGUCGCACAUAAAUAUGGCGCGAUAACAUUCAUUGACGAAGUCCACGCAGUCGGCUUAUAUGGUUUCUCUGGUGCUGGCAUUGGCGAGAGGGAUUGGGUACUUCACAAAAUGGACAUUAUAUCCGGUACCUUAGGAAAGGCUUUUGGCAAUGUGGGUGGCUAUAUUGUUGGUUCCGCGAAGCUGAUAGAUAUGAUAAGAAGUUAUGCAGCGGGCUUUAUUUUUACUACUUCGCUACCGCCUACUGUCCUAUACGGAGCUUUGACAUCCGUCGAGAUUUUGGCAUCGGAUGAGGGCAGAUCAUUGAGGACGAAUCAUCAGAAAAAUGUCGCCUACAUGAAGUCUAUCCUUACUGCCGCCGGUCUUCCGUUAGAAACGUCGCCUUCUCAUAUUAUUCCGAUAAAAAUAGGAGAUCCAUUGGUGUGUAGUCAAAUAGCAGACUAUUUAUUAAGAGAUAAAGGACAUUAUGUGCAAGCUAUAAAUUAUCCUACAGUUCCAAAGGGCGAAGAGAAAUUGAGAUUAGCUCCAACACCAAAACAUACUCAAGCCAUGAUGGAUAAAUUCAUGCGAGACACAUUAGAUGUUUUUCAUCAGCUGAAUAUAUUCAAGAUAGUUACCAAAUCGAACGAUGCACCGUGUGCUAUUUUGGUUCAUUGACGAAUAAAUGCUGUUCAAAUGCUGCGUUCCGAAUUGUAAUGGCAAUUAAACGGUCCAAAAGUCGCAACAUUUUCGUUUCCAAAAAAUGAAAUGAAAUGAAAAUGGUUACAUGCCAUCUGCAGAACUUCCAACCGACAAACAAUUCAAAAGUAUAUGAGCUAUAUUUCCGGUUGUCCGAAAUUGAAUAGGAAACUAAUCACUACAUCGAAUCGAACUGGCAAACGGUUAACCGCACCAUUGACACAUUCAUGAUUGAUCAAAGAUGCUGUCCCAAGUCAGUUUCCAAAUUGCCCUCGUUACAUGACAACCAAUGGCACACCUAAGCAUCUAGCUUUCUCUAGAAACAAAGUGAAUGAAAUUAGAGCAUGAUUGAGCAAGUUAUUGCUGGCAGCAUCAAAAUGGAGCAAGUGUUCAACGAGAAAAUUGGAUUUUCUGGUCUCGACGAACACUACACAAAGAUAAAAAAAACGCAUCGAUCUGCAAAAGUGAAUUGUUUCAUGCAGGGACAACAUUCUUUACAUACUUCACAUUGAAAAUAUUUCAUACCCGAAUGUGAAAUGUUGUGUGCGAGUGUCAGAAGAUUUCAUUUUAAGAUUGUUUUAUGGAUCGCGGGAGGUAACAAAACUAAACUUCAUGACAAGAAAUACAAUUUUCCGUUCGUCGUGAGUUCGAUCUUUGAAAUCGAAGACAUUCUCUAUCAAGCGUUGAUAUCAUUGAUAUCGGACAAAAAAUAAGACUGUAAGCAAUGGAGAACAUUAAUGCGUACAUCGAUAUUUUUAAUUCUUUGUUGGUGACAUUACCACAGCGAAAGUUAUCAAGUUGUUAUCAAGUUUUUAUUGCAGCAGAUAAAAAUCCUGAAUACUUCGAGUAAAAGUGCCUUUCGAUAUUCGUAAGAAACAAUCUUGUUUUGUGGAUUACUGCAUUCGAUUUCUCCACAUGCGUAUAAAUUUCUUAGCAAUUUAAGACAUUUAUUGUUACCAUCCUCAACGACAAUAAAAAGAAUGUGCAGUAACUUCUCCAGUAAUCCUCAGCAAAACGAAUCAAUGUUUCCUCAGUAUAUGUUGAAACUGAAUUUAAACUGCUUCGCGAUGAAGAUAAAACGGUAAUUCUUAUGAUUGAUGGAAUUCAUAUAAAACUGUAUAUGAUACGGAUUAUAAAGGCGGAAAUAUUGUUGGGAAAGCUUUUAAUAGUGCAGACUGUACAACAAGUGCUCACGUUUUCAUGGUAAACAGUUUAUUAUCAACGUACCGCAAUGUUGCUCAUAUCUUGCCUGUAAAAAUACUGUACGAGUACUGCAAAGUUUUUUUAACAGCGAAUGAAACCACAACGUUUUCUAAUUUAAUAGACGCGAAUAAUCGAGGAAGAUUAUGUUAUCUACACAAAGACGUUCUGACAUGUGCAGCAUACGCAUUAGUUAUCAUUCAAAAAUUACUGGAAAACGAGCGUGAAUCAGCGCGAAGUUGAAUGAAAACUCUUCUAUUUCAAAGUUCAUCUUACUUGAAUUUUAAACUAUUUUUAGGUCACUGUUGUCCGAAACUUGCAAUAUGAAACGUAAUAAUUAAAAUAUCACAUACACUCUCGAA
Acromyrmex echinatior (Panamanian leafcutter ant) is the source of this 3464-nucleotide messenger RNA. It is a transcript of the gene Alas, whose product is annotated as 5-aminolevulinate synthase. NCBI's taxonomy places the organism in Eukaryota, Metazoa, Arthropoda, Insecta, Hymenoptera, Formicidae. Gene Ontology annotation, molecular function: 5-aminolevulinate synthase activity; pyridoxal phosphate binding. The record is from RefSeq and is a predicted model, not a curated record. Gene Ontology annotation, biological process: heme biosynthetic process; erythrocyte development; hemoglobin biosynthetic process. Gene Ontology annotation, cellular component: mitochondrial matrix; mitochondrion.